CUCGAGCAGCAGAUCCAUCAAAAGGAAUUAUAUUUGUCAUUUCACCUGCAAUGAUUCCGGUUAACUUUUUUUCACGUUUAUUGUCCUGUAUUGCAUUCCAUUUUUUCAGAUUUCCAGGAGACGUUUUUUAUAUUUCUGUCUCAUGAGGAAAUUUAUGAACCUCCACAAAAGAAAAACACUUUGGACAGACAACAGACGACUGAGAAUUAAGGGUUGAAAAUUCAACAUAUGGAUUCUGUUGAUCAGUCUUUCUGCUGAAAAUCCAUCUGUGCAAAACAGGCAAACGAUGAGAUUGACAAUGGUCGUCCUUUGGACGACGGCCUUGUUGGUGUUGCUCCAGGAGAGCGUUUCAUCCCCCGACAGCUUUGUGGAUCGCUCCGCCCAAAACCUCUCAUCUGUCCCUCAGGACUUGCCAAACACAACUGAGUCUUUAGACCUGUCUCGCAAUCGAAUAAACCAGCUUCACAGCGGAGACUUUAAAAACACGCCUCUCCUGAAGUUCCUGAACAUGUCCUGGAACAGUCUGAAGGACAUUGAUGCAAAGACAUUUUCGGACACGCCACUCCUGGAGGAUCUGGACCUGUCCCACAACAGUCUGAAGAACCUGUCGGGCCAACCAUACCUGCUCCACACAGGGAACCUGCUGGUGCUGAACUUAACCUGGAACAUGUUUCCUACCAUGACUUUGGGGAGCGAAUUUAGUCACCUCGAAAAACUGGAGAGAUUAUCAGCUGGAGCCACAAACAUCAGCGUGGAUGAUUUUAAGAACCUUGAUAAAGUGAAUCUGCAGAUGCUGAGUCUUUCCCUGGAAGAUGAACUGCUGUAUGAGUCGGGAAGCCUGAAGGCCGUCCGUGCCCAUAGGCUUCAGAUCGUCUUCAGCAGUUUUCAAAUAGUGGACCCUGGUCUGGUUUCUGAUGCACUGACACAUUUUGAUGAAGUAGAGCUCGUGAAUUUAACAGGUGGCUUCAAAAGCUUAAGUAGGCAGCUGAGCGAGGAAGCAAAAAUUUACACUUCUCAUCUUUACUUCAGUAACAUAUUAAUUGACUGGAGUGACCUAACCAGUUUAGUGAAUGUGGCUCUGCACAAAAACAUUGCUCAUUUCAGUGUCUCCGAUAUGGCCAUAUUCAACCUGCCUCUUUUUGAGACUGCAGUAACCGACAAAUCAAAAAUGGUGUCCUUUACAGCCAGACGGGUUGUGACGAAAUCUUUUAUCUUUUCACAGGAGGCAGUCUACAACUUCUUUAUCAACAUGCCAGUUAAGAGUUUGGCAGUUGUAGAGACUCCGCUAAUUUACAUGACCUGUCCAAAAUCUCCAAGUCCUCUCGUCCAGCUGGACUUCUCCCAUGAUGCCAUGUCUGACUCAAUCUUCUCCAGAGUAGAGCACCAACAGACCAUAAACUGUGAGAAUCUGGCAAAUUUGAGGAAUUUGACUCUUGCAGACAACAAUCUUAAAAGUCUUCACGUGUUAAGUAAGCGUUUUCACAACAUGACGUCACUGCAACACCUGGACCUCAGCCUCAACUCCAUCGUUUAUAAAGAUUCUAUUAGGUGUUUCUGGCCACCUGGCAUCACUGUGAUGAAUCUGUCUUUUAACAGUUUGACAGACUCUGUUUUUGAAUGUCUCCCAAAUAAGCUACAGAUCCUGGACCUUCAAAACAACCAGAUUCUUGCAAUACCGUCGACCAUUUUAAAACUGGAAAACCUUUCGUCGCUAAAUCUGAAUGCCAACAAGCUGCGAGAGCUGCCAGUUUGUGGUACAUUUCCUGCCCUGAACAAUCUUUUGCUCAAGUUGAAUUCUCUUCAUGCUCCAUCUAUAAGCAAGCUGGAAACCUGCCCUAAACUGAAAAUCCUGGAUGUCAGCCACAACCCUUUCACCUGCACCUGCUCUCUGAGGGGCUUCAUCAGACUUGGUAUCUCAUCUGAAAGAAAAGACCACUCCGGCAUUGAAGUAAUGGACUGGCCUCUGGGCUAUUCCUGCAGCUACCCAGAGGCUGUAAAAAAUUCAGCCUUGAAGGAUUUCUGGAUCCCAGAGGUUAUGUGCAACGUCUGGCUUCUGGCAUCUGCCAUCUUGGUCCCGGCGGUAGUUCUUAUUGUGUCCGUUGUGGUCCUGUGUCACCGUCUGGAUGUUCCCUGGUACAUCGGUAUGAUCUGGCAGUGGACCAGAGCCAAACGCCGAGCAAGAAUACGGCAGGUUGGAGCUGCAGAUCUGGCGGGCGUCGAAUUCCACGCGUUUGUGUCUUAUAGUCAGCACGACGCCGACUGGGUGCACCAAGACCUUCUUCCUAAUCUGGAAGGAGGACUCAGAAUCUCCCACCACGAAAAACACUUUGUGCCAGGAAAAACCAUCAUUGAGAACAUCAUCAACUGCGUGGAGAAAAGCUGGCGAGCAGUGUUCGUGCUCUCUGCUCACUUUGUCAAGAGUGAGUGGUGCCACUACGAGCUUUACUUCGCCAGUCACCAGCGCGUCGCUCGAGGAUCGGACAGCAUCGUGCUGGUGCUGCUCGAGCCGCUGCCUCAGUACCUGAUCCCAUCCAAGUACUACCAGCUGAAGUCCAUGAUGAGCCGCCACACCUACCUGGAGUGGCCUCAGGACAGAGUCAAGCAGCGGCUGUUCUGGGCGAACCUCAGAGCCGCGCUGCAGGCGGACCUGCCAGACGCAGCGGCGGCACAAAUACAAGAAUGAGCCGCAAGAUGAGCAGAUUAUUUUUUUUUGCUUGCUUUGAUAAAUCUUAAAUUAGUUGUGAAUGCAGUUUAUGUACACAUGGUGGAUGUCAAUGAUUGAUGUCAAUAUAUUCAAACAUCAGAUCACAUUUAUUUGACGUUAUAAACUGACAAAAAGAUCAACGACGUUAUAAAAAAAUAAAGUUUC
Messenger RNA from Salarias fasciatus (jewelled blenny), 2869 nucleotides. RefSeq names its product toll-like receptor 1 (gene tlr1). The record is from RefSeq and is a predicted model, not a curated record. NCBI's taxonomy places the organism in Eukaryota, Metazoa, Chordata, Actinopteri, Blenniiformes, Blenniidae. The transcript is spliced from 2 exons. The coding region runs from base 287 to 2683 and encodes 798 amino acids. Gene Ontology annotation, cellular component: plasma membrane. Gene Ontology annotation, biological process: toll-like receptor signaling pathway; immune response; inflammatory response. Gene Ontology annotation, molecular function: protein binding; transmembrane signaling receptor activity.